Molecule: messenger RNA, 600 nt
Organism: Coffea arabica (coffee)
Lineage: Eukaryota; Viridiplantae; Streptophyta; Magnoliopsida; Gentianales; Rubiaceae
Product: NAC domain-containing protein 83-like
Biological process (GO): regulation of DNA-templated transcription; system development
Molecular function (GO): DNA binding
Source: RefSeq, a predicted model, not a curated record
AUGGAUCGAGAUUGUCCGAUAGGGUUUCAUUUUAGGCCAACAGAGGAAGAAAUAAUCACCCUCCUCUGGUUAAAGGACACAAACCAGCAAAAGCAUAUAACGGAUGUUUUCCCGGAGAAGAUACUCUACGGUGCUGAUGCUUCUCCCUGGAAGCUUUUCGGAGAUGAUAAUGUUCGUUUGGAAUUAUGUGAUGACAGUGGAAAGAAGCGUACGAAAAGAAUGGCAUAUGUGUUUACUAAGCUGUCCAAGAUGAGUGCCAAUAGGACUGCAAGAACCGCUGGUUGCGGGACGUGGGAGGGACAAGCUAAGGCCCAAUACAUUCCCAACUCUAGAGGAGAGAUCAUUGGUUUGAGGAAGAUGUUGAGCUAUGUCUUGAAUUCUGGUUCGCCCCAAGGUGGUGGAUGGAUCAUGCAUGAAUAUUCACUCGCUGGUUCUUUGUUGGAUCGCAUAGGCCCUACAGAUUAUGUUGUUUGCCGAAUCACAAUAGAUGAUGAAAAAUAUAUUGAGGUGAAAAAAGUGGCAGAAGCCAAACAAGGAGUUAAUCAAUCUGGUUCCAUGAGAUGUACCGAGAAUCCUAAAGUUUUAGGCAAGAGAUCAUAG